This is a messenger RNA of Diabrotica balteata, 3087 nucleotides long. Lineage: Eukaryota; Metazoa; Arthropoda; Insecta; Coleoptera; Chrysomelidae. The record is from the annotation of a GenBank genome assembly.
AUGCCGUUUAUAUCGAAUGGCGACGGUUGUCCCCGAGCGCCGCUACGAAUCCGCUUCACUUCUCGUACCGGGGCAUAUCGAUGUUUAUUAAAAAUGGCGUACAAUAAUAUUGUGUGUCGGUUGUGCUUAUCGGAAAAAGAACUGAAUUGUGUUUUUAAAAAUAAUUCGAAUAAAGUAGAUUUACAAGAAGUGAUAUUUAUUACAACUGGAGUUCAGAUUUUGGAGAAUGAUAUCAUCUCAAGGAAAAUAUGUCUCAAUUGCAGCAACACUGUUAUUAAAAUCCAGGAAUUUAGAGAAAUAUCUAUCAACUCUGACAGAUAUCUAAAGGAAAAAUGUAUCGAGCAUUUAAAAGUGGCGGAAAUAAAAAUUCCCAACACCGAUGUCACGAUUACAACUAGGAAACGACAUAUAAAAGAAAAACAAGACGAUCCUAGUACUAGUGUACCUGAAAAAACGGACUGUAAUAUCCUAUCCCAAAAUAAGUUAGAUGUAUCAAAAGAAGAAGAAAGUGACGAUUAUUCGCAUAAUUCAAAUAUACCUAUGAAAGUUACGGUUCAUGAAUCAGUGUCAAAACUUUUUGCUCUUUAUCCAAAUCUUAAAUUACGGACUGGUGUUUUGGUUUUUGAUCUCAAUCCCUUUGUUAGCUUAGAAUUAGACGCAGUCGAAAAAUACUGUGAUGAUAAUAAUAUAAAUUUAAAACUUACCUCUGAAAGUGUAGAUAAUGUAAAUAUUGCCGAUCAAAAGACUAUACCCAAAAAUAAUUUUUCAGAUCUGAAUUUUUGUUCAGAAACAAAUAUUUUAGAAGACAAAGAAUCUUUCACGAAUCCUCAGAGCAAUCACGCGACUUUGAGAAUGACUCGUUUUAGAAUCAAGCAGGUAGAUAUUCUGAAUAAGUUCAAAGUAGGUCCUAUUAGAACAACGCGUUCGAAUAAUCCAUCGAAGUUUAAUAUUAUUCCCGAAGACUCCUUUAAACGAAGUAGAGAGAGUAGUAAAAGUGAAGUUUCAGUAACUGAUACACAACAAAGUAAUUUAAAAAGAAGAAAAUUAUUAUCCAGUGAUUUUAUAUCCAACACAGACAAUAUUUGUUAUUUCUAUUGCAGUUUUUGUAAAGCAAAAUUUAGAGACAUUGAAUAUAGACUAUGCCACGAACAGAAAUGUACCGUAGGUCAAGCUUUAAACAGCAAACCGUACGUUGAAUUGAUUAAAGUUGAUCUAGAUUUAAAAAUUAGAAAAAAAUAUUUGUUACAUGAUACUAUUUCCGAUCAAAAACAAGUCAGUCCUAACGAAGUUAUAGAAUUAUUCAAUAAUGACCAAUCACUAGUGGACUCAACUAUCGUUACUAAUAUUGCAACUGAACCGAACAAUGUUGUAAAUGUGGAAAAUAAGUUUGAAACGGAAUCCAAAAAUCACAUAGAUAACUGUAAUACGUUUUCACAGACCAUUGAUACACUCGGUAACAAAGAACCUUUACCUCAAAUCGGGGUAUCAAAUACUCCCAAUGGAGUAGUACCUGCUAAUGUGUUACCACUUCAAUAUUUAAGCACAGCAAUAGUGAGGCCGACUAUUAUAUUAAGAAAUGACAGUUUACUUAAUGAUAGUAAUAUGUGUGGUUCCGACAUUGCCUUACUCAAAGAAUUAAUACAAAACUCAAAACGAAUUUUACGAAAAGACCCAUUAAUGCAAACGGUGGCCAGUAAGGACAUAACUCAAACCUGGACUGUGAAAAAUAUGUUUUCACAGUUGAGGUUAUAUAAAGUUCCGAUAAAAAUUCGAUGUGGCGCUCAUUCUAUAAGUAGCUCCACGCCAGAAAUUAAAAUAGAGAAGGAGGUUGAUAUAUGGCACGAUAUAAAACCAAUAAUUUUAAUUAACACAAACUCAAUGGUAGAUAUUAACAAAACGAUAUUGAGACCAUCUGGAAUAGUACUCACGAAUUCAUUGCGGACAAACAAAAAAGACUCUUCACUGACAAUUAAAACAGGCUCUUUGCGAACAAAUAAAAAAACAAUUUUAUUAAAACGUAGUAUUUCAUCACAAACUCCUCAAAACAUCGGAAAUGGUGUAAAAAUGAAAAUUUCCAGAAUAAUUUCUUCAACUCAGAAGAAAAAUAAAGUUUGUAGUCAGAAUAUAUCUUCAACUCAGUCUUCUGCAACGAUAACACCUUCUAACUCUGUUCAGACCGUUUUUUCCCAAAAUAGUGGAACAAUUAUUACUAAUGUUUAUAACCAAACCCAAGUCAAUCUACCUCAAACCCUGAAUUCAUCUAUUAAUACGACUAAUAAUUAUACGGAACAAAUUUUUACUCCAAAUCUGCUCAACAAUACUUCAAACGUCCAACAAAUAUUUAUUCCUGCGAAUAAUACAUUAACUAGUCAUGGCAGUCAUCUACAAAUACUAUCUCAUACUCUAAACAAUGCAGUAGUUAACAACAUUGACAAUAAUUCUCAACAAAUGUAUAUACCAUUGUCAAGCAAUUCGAUUAAUUCGACAAAUUGUAUUUCUCAAGUAUUCGGCUCGUCCAGUGGUACCGUUAUGCCUGCUACUAAUCAAUCUUCUAUUUUAAUACCAGUUACGAAUCCUAUGGUACCUGACGGCAGUAUUCCUAAUUUGAAUGUAAUCAAUCCAUUGAGUAAUGUACCCAAUCAAAUUACUCCAUUGAGUACUGUACCCAAUCAAAUCACUCCAUUGACUACUAUACCCAAUCAAAUCACUCCAGUGAGUACUGUACCCAAUCAAAUCACUCCAUUGAGUACUGUACCAAAUCAUAUCACUCCAUUAAGUACUGUACCAAAUCAAACGAAUGUAGGUUUUACUUAUUCUUACAGCAAUAAUACGCAGAAUGCUGUAUCUUUGGUAAAUAACCCACCUAUAUUAGUUAAUUCUCCAGUUCCAAACUGUAACGUGACGUCAAGUAUAUUUGCAAGCAAUGAGGUUCAACAGAAUAUGUUGGGUACUGUAAAUUUUACGCCAAAUAAUAUGACCGAUACUUUUAGUACAUCGGUUGUUCAAUGCCAAACUUCUGCAAUAUCAAAUAAUUUCAGUCUAUCCCAACCAAUAAUUAGGGUCAAAAAUAUAUAUGAAUUAAAUUAA